Molecule: messenger RNA, 720 nt
Organism: Phacochoerus africanus (Common warthog)
Lineage: Eukaryota; Metazoa; Chordata; Mammalia; Artiodactyla; Suidae
Exons: 2
Coding region: 1-720 (239 amino acids)
Source: RefSeq, a predicted model, not a curated record
AUGGUCGUGCCGCUGGUGAUCUCCCCGCGCUCGGGGCGGGCCAGGAGGGCGAGGCUCCGGGGGCGGGGAGAACGCCCUUUCGGCGGGCGCUGGGCCAGGUUCAGGAGCUCCUCUCCCGCCACUCGUCUCCCCUCGGCCUGCGGCCCGACCUCGGGUCCCGGCCCCGGGUCCCUGGGCCUCCACGAGGCUCCGUGCUCCCCGCGCGUGUGGCGGCGGCGGCUCCGGGGUUCCUGGGUCGGACUGGGCUGCGGAGCGUCUACACGCACCCCAUCCCCCUCCGGAGCGCUGAGGCUGGCGGCGGCGCUGACUGCUGAGGACCCGCGUCCGGUAUCUCUGAUCCCUUGUCCCCUUUGUGACUGCAUCCCUGGCCUCGGAGCACUCCAGCCCCGCCCCAUCGGCCCCACCCACGCCGAGGUCUCUAGCUCCAAGGGCUUGCUCGCGGGCGUCCCGGGCUUGCUUAGGAGCUAUGACCUUGGGGCAAAUAGGGAUACGGUCCUUGAGGCGCUAGGGAGGGAGAAGCAUCACACUGAGACCUACGCGCCCCCUGCUGGAAGGCUGCGGAAUAAACCAAGAAGGAGGGAGAGGGUAUCUUCGACUCAAGUCCGAAGAAUGCAUUUCCUUGAAAGCUGUCAAGGUCUCUUGAAAUGUUCACCAAAUGUUUGUUUCAUCCUACCUUCUUUCUUCUCUUUCAAAAUACACUUUAGAGGAGAGACUUCCUAG